UAGUGAAUGCAGGAUCCAGGGAGACCAGAUAUAGUGAAUGCAGGGUCCGGGGAGACCAGAUAUAGUGAAUGCAGGGUCUGGGGAGACCGGAUAUAGAGAAUGCAGGGUGCGGGGAGACCAGAUAUAGUGAAUGCAGAGUCCGGGGAGACCAGAUAUAGUGAAUGCAGGGCCUGUGGAGACCAGAUCAAAAAAUAAACCACAGCCUCUAAAGAGGUCUGAUGAAAAGGCUGGUUGCCUAGAAACGCGUCACCGCCCCCUUUGG
Molecule: messenger RNA, 262 nt
Organism: Staurois parvus
Lineage: Eukaryota; Metazoa; Chordata; Amphibia; Anura; Ranidae
Source: the annotation of a GenBank genome assembly